AUGUCGUCCACGCGCCCGUCGCGCAGUUUGAGCAUCCAUAAUAUCAACCCCCACGUCAAGGCGGCCAAGUAUGCCGUGCGAGGCGAACUUGCUAUCAAGUCAGAAGAGUACAGGUCGAAAUUGAAAAAGGAAGACCCUCCUACACCGCCAGAGAACCCACUCCCAUUUGACACCGUUAUCUCGGCCAACAUUGGCAACCCCCAGCAACUCGACCAGAAACCCAUCACAUUCUUCCGGCAAGUCCUUGCUCUUCUAGAGUAUCCACCCCUGUUGGACAACGAGGAAGCACUCAAGACGAGUUUUGGCUACAAACAAGAUGCCAUCGACCGUGCUCGCCGGCUCCUGAAGGAAAUCCAUUCCGUGGGGGCAUAUUCGCAGUCUGCAGGCGCUCCUGGCAUUCGUCAGUCUGUCGCCAACUUCAUUGAGCGGCGGGAUGGCUUUCCUUCGAACAAGGACGACAUCUACCUCUCUGCAGGCGCUUCGUCAGGAGUCAACACCCUCCUCCACAUCAUCUGUGGCAAACCCGAGACCGGCGUGCUUGUUCCCAUACCGCAGUAUCCACUCUACACCGCGACCCUCUCUGUUCUCAAUGCCCGCUGUGUGCCUUACUACUUGGAGGAGUCUCAGGCUUGGAGCACCGAACUUUCUAUAAUUCAGGACGCCUACGACAAGGCGGUCAGCGAAGGCACUGACGUACGUGCCAUUGUUAUCAUCAACCCUGGAAACCCUACUGGUGCCUCGUUGUCUGAAAAGGAUGUGGAGGAUACGAUCAAGUUUGCUGCCGAGCACCAUCUCGUGAUCAUGGCCGACGAGGUCUACCAAACGAAUGUCUUUGUUGGUCAAUUCCACUCUUUCAAAGGAGCCCUGCGAAGGAUGCAGCAGAGGGAGCCAGGUCGGUAUGACUCAGUCGAACUCGCAUCGUUGAACUCCGUCUCCAAAGGUAUGGUAGGUGAAUGUGGGCAUCGCGCUGGGUACUUUGAGCUUGUGGGCUUUGACCAAGAAGUCCAGGCCGAAAUCUACAAGUUCAUCAGUAUCAUGCUGUGCCCUCCUGUCAUCGGUCAAUGUCUGCUGGACCUCGUGGUAGACCCUCCGAAACCAGGGGAUCCCAGCUUCGACCUCUACGAUAAGGAGUACAACAGUGUCAGGAACGGGUUGAAAGACCGGGCUUGGGCACUUUACCGGGCGUUCCAGGAGAUGGAGGGCGUCGAGGUGGGAGAGCCACAGGGCUCAAUGUAUCUUUUCCCCACCAUCAAGGUUUCGGACAAAGCAGUCGAGGCUGCAAAGGAGGCAGAGCGUACGCCCGACGAAUUCUAUUGCCUCCGUCUGCUAGACGCGACGGGUAUCUGUGUCGUCCCCGGCUCCGGCUUCGGGCAGAAACCUGGUACAUUACAUCUUCGAACCACCUUCCUUGCCCCGGGAACGGAUUGGGUCGGUCGCUGGAUCAAAUUCCACAAAGAAUUCAUGGACAAAUACAGAUAG
Molecule: messenger RNA, 1479 nt
Organism: Fonsecaea nubica
Lineage: Eukaryota; Fungi; Ascomycota; Eurotiomycetes; Chaetothyriales; Herpotrichiellaceae
Exons: 2
Coding region: 1-1479 (492 amino acids)
Biological process (GO): biosynthetic process
Molecular function (GO): L-alanine:2-oxoglutarate transaminase activity; pyridoxal phosphate binding
Source: RefSeq, a predicted model, not a curated record